AUGUGGUUUGCGUUGUUUUUUGUACACGUGUUGAGUUGGACUACUGCAGUUCACGGUGGAGAUGAAAAUGUUGUCCGCUUCGUUUCCCUUCGACCCGAUUUGAAUUUACACCAAUUGGAAUAUCUAGACUUCCACACGAAUAUUCUGAGAAGAAGGGCCCAAAUAGAACAAACUACCGGUCAUAUGCUUCAUUUAAUCAACCAGAAGCGAUUAGUUGGUUUACAAAUCAUGCCACCGGGACCUAUCCACUAUAGCCGAGCACAACAUCCGGAUUGGACUUAUGAAGCCUAUCUCAUUGCGGAAGAAGCCAAGUCCUUGGUGGCGGAAACAUCCGAGUUGCCUUGGAAGGGUAAUGUGAACAAGGAUGUUUUGAUCGUGAAAAGCAUAAUGCAUUCCAACUGUGGUGAACAUGUUACAGCAUCUGCGCUCGCCACAAGUCUCAUAGAGGUUGAACCUAGCAAUGCGUUUUAUCGGUACCUGUUUAGUGAAGUGCUUUCUCGUCAGGAUCAGACAUUAAUUCCAGACGCUUUGGGUCAAAUCAAUUUGGCCAUUCUACUCAAUUCCACGGAACCUCUCUAUCGCGAAAAACGAAUUUCACUAUUCAUUCUGAAUGGUCAAAUUAAAAACGCGGCCGAUGAUGCCCGGUGGUUACGACAACAAUUGAAUCUCUACUUACGCGACAAGUAUUGCUCGUAUUGUGUUCGAAAACGUGUGAAAAAACCGAUUGAUCCCAUGGCUUGGCGUCACUGGAUGACGCUUGCGAUGUACAAUCUGCUGGCCUAUAAUACGACUCAAGCUGAGCGGGAUUUAACUAUAGCUUUGGAUCUGGCCUCUGCGGCUCGCUACGCGAAUAAAUCCGAGGUGAUCACGUCCGUUACAAGUACCUUGCGACAUUUGAAAGCAAUCGCAUUGCAUAACAAUGGUAAACUUCAACAUGGGUAUGGGUUUAUCGAAUUGCGACUGAUCAUCCCUCCCGUUGUACCUCGCGAAAUGCUCUCAUGCGACCAAGCGUCUUAA
This is a messenger RNA of Echinostoma caproni, 1017 nucleotides long. The record is from the annotation of a GenBank genome assembly. Lineage: Eukaryota; Metazoa; Platyhelminthes; Trematoda; Plagiorchiida; Echinostomatidae.